AUGACCACAUCCCUGCACACGAUGGCGGCUUCCGAUACGACAACACAACCGCACACCCCGCCGGCAUCCGGAUUCGACAUGCAACGGCGACGCAACUCGUUCUGCUGUCCCACGACGCCCCGGCCAACAGUAGCCAUGAGCACGUCACGGGACCCGGGCUUUAUGCGGCAGGUGGCGAGCAUGGGAGCACUCAAUUACCUGAUCAAGCCGGUAUCCGCACAGACAGUGCACAGCCUGUGGCUGAAUGUGUUCUCGUGCCCACAGCAGCCUAUUCACGGCUCGCAGGACAGCGUCCUGGAGGCGCCGCAGCAGAAGAUCUUCCAGCGGCGGAUACGCACAGACGCGUUCAACGGAGCAAGCACUGCAGACGGGCGGAAUGCAGCAUUCGAGGAGGACUUUAUCCGGCAGUUUAUCCCGUCGAUUGGAGCGACAGCACCGCCUGACGGGGAUGUGUUUGGAGACGUGGUGGUCGACAGCGAGUACCUGGGCGCAGAUGGCGCCGAGUCGGGCUUUAUGGAGAGCGCAAGGGCGCAGCUGCUUCGGGCGCAGCUCCUGGAGUGGUCAUUCAACCCGUGGGAGAUGUCCAGGCGCGACCUGCUCGACAGCGCAGUUGUGAUGAUCAUGGAUGCGGCGGCGUGCGUGGAGCUGGAGCUGCGGGUACCGCGGGUGCAGCGGUUCGUGGCGAUUCUGGAGACGGCGUACUACGACAACCCGUACCACAACUUCCACCACGCAAUCGACGUCACACAGUGCACAUUCUACAUGCUGCAUUCGCUGGGGCUGUUCAACAAGUCGGGGUUCAGGCGGGCGUCCCUGCGGACCCCGGCGGAGACGUCGUUCCCGAUACGCAGCAUCCUGCGACCGGUGGAUGCCCUGGCGCUGAUUGUGGCCUCGCUGUGCCACGACCUGGGCCACCCGGGCCUGAACAAUGCGUUUAUGGUGCGGGCACGCACGCAGCUGGCGGAGGUGUACAACGACCAGUCGGUGCUGGAGAACUUCCACGCGGCGUGCUUCUCGAUGAUCAUGUCGUACUACUUCACCGACUUCAUUGCCCGCCAUGCCGACGCGAGCAGCACCAGCUUCGACUACGAGGAGCUGCGGCGAGUGGCGGUCCACGCGAUCCUGGCCACCGACAUGGCGCGGCACUUUGAAUUCAUUGGGAAAUGCAAGGCGCAGCACGAGCGCUUCCACUCGGGCUCCAAUCUGCCACUGACAGCGCAGCAGCACGAGGCCGAGCGGUGUCAGCUGGCGGCCAGCAUCCUCAAGUGCGCGGAUAUCAGCAACAUCCGGUGGACGAAGCGGCUGAACCGCGAGGUGACACUGCAGGGCGACAUUGAGGAGUCGCUCGGCCUGCCACGCAGCAUCGUGGUGGACACCGACAAUGUGCCCGCGUCGCAGAUUGCGUUCUACGAGGGCUGCGGGCGGCCGCUGUUCCAGGCGGUGGCGGACCUUGUGCCCGAGCUGCAGUUUAUGCCAGAGCAGCUGGAGCACAACAUCCGCAACUGGACCUUCAUCAAGGCGCAUGGCCGUGUGCCGGAGAUCCCGUACGGCCUGAAGCAGACCGUGGCCCAUGAUGUCAGCAGCACCAGGGCUGCGUCAACAGACUCGGCGCCGGACUUUUUUCCCAAGCGGUCCGUCACAUCCAUUUCGUACACGACUAGCACACUGACUGUCAACACCGCGAACAGGCACGGCGAUGAGUCGUGCAGCCAUGGCGAGGCGAAGCUGCUGGCGGCGACUGUGCCGUCACCGCCCGACAGCCAGCAUUCUGAUUCUGCCACAACCUCUGGCGUGUAAAGCAACCCCCUAAAAUAUCUCUCUUUCCAAAAUACUCCUUUCUUUCUUUAUCUUUUCCGCCCUCGUUUCCAGAUUACAUUAUUUCAGUUACAUGUACAGCUAGCAGUACGACGCCCACCACCAGGCGGUGGACGUGCCAGCCGAACUCAGCACGCAGUCCGAGCAGAGGAUGUCAUUUGUCACGUAGCGGGAGGGAAGCGCAGUUUUCAUUGA
This is a messenger RNA of Linderina pennispora, 2010 nucleotides long. RefSeq names its product HD-domain/PDEase-like protein. Gene Ontology annotation, molecular function: 3',5'-cyclic-nucleotide phosphodiesterase activity. The transcript is spliced from 2 exons. The coding region runs from base 1 to 1797 and encodes 598 amino acids. Gene Ontology annotation, biological process: signal transduction. Lineage: Eukaryota; Fungi; Kickxellomycota; Kickxellomycetes; Kickxellales; Kickxellaceae. The record is from RefSeq and is a predicted model, not a curated record.